ACGAAAUAGCUGGGUCCGAAUACAGUCACUUUGACUUUCGAUAUAAUUAGGCCACCAGCUCUACUACUCCCUAAAACAUUCGCAACAUUAAAUCAGGUAGCAGGUAACAGACUCAGAUCUCUGCAUUUAUUAACUGCGCAAUCGUCUUUUACUAUCCAUGCAAUCAUUUCAGGCUGAAGAUUCCCAGCUGCAUAAAUGCGCCAGCUUUGCAUUGCAAUCUCAGCACAAGCCUUGCCAAGUAUCGAACGCUUCGGAUUUGCGAUUAUCCCAUCACUAUAUGAGGGUUAUGGCGCGCAGAUAGUAGAAGGAGACUUGCUUUCUGAAACAAAUGCUAGUACUGCUAAUACUUCUAUCCCCCCCCCUUAUAAUAACACAGUUACAAAUACUACUUCUCUGUAUCCGAAAUCUCCAAGCUCUUGGAUUAUGCAGCUAUAGAAGCACUUCUGAAUGCUUAACUUCAGAUCCACAAGCAGGAGAUCGCCGGACUUCAUAAUACUCUCAAGUCUGAAAUCAUAGAGCUGCUUGCUGAGCAUAAGAAGGACGUAAGGCAAAUGCUAAGUGCUUGCAAGACCGAGUUUGCUAGGAAAUUGGCUUCAUCGGAGGAACGGAUUAGAGAUGAUGUUAUAGGAGGAUUGACAGACUUGAUUGAGGAGAAAGUUGUAGAUGAGAUGGAAGGGAUUCAAGACUAUGUAAUAGAUAGCAUCACAUCGAUGUUCUUGACAGCUG
Messenger RNA from Cryphonectria parasitica EP155, 726 nucleotides. RefSeq lists its product as uncharacterized. The record is from RefSeq and is a predicted model, not a curated record. The coding region runs from base 196 to 435 and encodes 79 amino acids. The transcript has 2 exons. NCBI's taxonomy places the organism in Eukaryota, Fungi, Ascomycota, Sordariomycetes, Diaporthales, Cryphonectriaceae.